Messenger RNA from Cajanus cajan (pigeon pea), 945 nucleotides. Its product is annotated as aspartic proteinase PCS1. Gene Ontology annotation, biological process: proteolysis. Gene Ontology annotation, molecular function: aspartic-type endopeptidase activity. Lineage: Eukaryota; Viridiplantae; Streptophyta; Magnoliopsida; Fabales; Fabaceae. The record is from RefSeq and is a predicted model, not a curated record.
AUGGACUCCGCCUCUUCAUCACAAGACCCCCUCGUGUUACCUCUAAAAGCACAAAAAACAACACCACAAACACCUUCACGUAAGCUCUCAUUCCAUCAUAACGUCACGCUAACCGUCUCACUGACAGUAGGCUCGCCCCCACAGAACGUUACCAUGGUCCUGGACACAGGCAGCCAACUCUCCUGGCUCCACUGCAAAAAACUCCCAAACCUAAACUCAACCUUCAACCCACUCCUCUCUUCUUCCUACACCCCAACUCCAUGCACAUCUUCUCAAUGCGAAAUUCAAACUCGAAACCUUACCAUACCAGCUUCCUGCGACAAAAACAAACUCUGCCACGUCAUCGUCUCCUACGCCGACGCCUCCUCCGCAGAGGGCACACUCGCCGCGGAAACCUUCUCCAUCGCCGGAGCCGCGCAACCCGGAACGUUAUUCGGGUGCAUGGACUCGUCCGGGUGCAGCUCCGAACCCGAAGAGGAUUGGAAAACAACAGGCUUAAUGGGAAUGAACCGUGGCUCGCUCUCGCUGGUGACACAAAUGAAAGAAGAGUUUCUGGAGCAGACGAAGGGGGUGCUGACGAGGAUCGAGGAUCCAAAUUUCGUGUUUGAGGGGGCGAUGGACCUGUGUUACCGGGGUCCGGUGAGUCUUGCGGCGGUGCCGGCGGUGACGCUGGUGUUUGAGGGGGCGGAGAUGAGGGUGUCCGGGGAGAGGGUGUUGUAUAGGGUUAGGAAGGGGAGUGAUUGGGAACAACACAAUGUUCCUUACGCUUGAAAGUAGAGAAUUAAAGUCAACUAUACAAUUAAAGAACCUAUUCCAUGCUAGAAUUGUGCUCAAACGUUAGGAUUAAUUGCACCUCUUUCAUCUAAUCAUUAUAAAUGAGUCAGCUAUCUAAAUAUAUACCAUUAGUCUACUAGUAUACAUUCUAGCAUGGACAUUUUAUUGUCU